CAUGAGAACUUAUGUAUGUAUGUAUAUAAACGAUACCUGACCGGUCAUAUUAACAUAAUUUCCAAGCAAGUCAUUAUCGGUAGUCAUACUCGUGCGAAGUUAGUUACAAAUGGUACUGGUGAAUCGGGAAAAUCCACGUUCAUCAAACAGAUGAGAAUUAUUCACGGCUCCGGUUACUCGGAUGAAGAUAAGAGAGGAUUCAUCAAGCUGGUCUACCAAAACAUAUUCAUGGCGAUGCAGUCGAUGAUACGGGCGAUGGAACUACUCAAGAUCGAGUACGCGGAAUCAUCGAAUAUAGAAAAAGCGGAACUCGUGAGAGCAGUCGACUUUGAGACGGUCACGACAUUCGAAAGUCCAUACGUUGAAGCGAUCAAGGACUUAUGGGCAGACGCCGGAAUUCAAGAGUGUUAUGAUCGCAGACGAGAGUACCAACUAACAGACUCUGCUAAGUAUUACCUAAUGGAGAUAGAUCGAGUUGCGGCGCCAAACUAUCUCCCUACAGAACAGGACAUACUUCGUGUGAGAGUACCUACUACCGGUAUAAUUGAGUAUCCUUUUGACUUGGAAGAGAUCCGAUUUAGGAUGGUAGAUGUAGGUGGACAGAGAUCAGAAAGAAGAAAAUGGAUUCAUUGUUUUGAGAACGUCACUUCCAUUAUAUUUUUAGUAGCUUUAAGUGAAUACGAUCAAAUUUUAUUCGAAUCGGAAAACGAGAAUCGAAUGGAAGAAAGUAAAGCGCUCUUCAAAACGAUUAUAACAUAUCCCUGGUUCCAACAUUCUUCCGUUAUUUUGUUCCUAAAUAAAAAAGAUCUACUCGAAGAGAAAAUAAUGUAUUCUCAUCUGGUGGAUUAUUUUCCUGAAUACGAUGGCCCAAAGCAACAAGAUGUACCGGCCAGGGAAUUCAUCUUAAAGGUCUAUCUCAAUACGAAUCCUGAUCCUGACCGCAUGUGCUACUCUCACUUCACGUGUGCGACAGGGCCACAAAGAGAUGCCAUAGCCGCUAGAGAAUUUAUUCUAAGGAUGUUUGUCGAUCUAAAUCCAGAUAGUGAGAAGAUAAUUUAUUCUCACUUCACAUGUGCCACAGAUACGGAGAACAUCAGAUUUGUAUUUGCAGCAGUGAAGGAUACUAUCUUGCAAUCUAAUCUAAAGGAAUAUAAUCUGGUCUAGAUGAGAAGAUAUCGACUAAUUUACUUUAACAUCUUAACCAAAGUAUAUUGCGGUAUAGAGACAUUGUUAAACGACAACAGGAGCAGGGAAAAAUGAUAUACCGAAGGGAGACAAGGAAUAAACGAUAACUAUAUAUUGUGGUGCCAUCGAUGAAGCAUCGCAGUUCCAUCAUAAGGAGUACCAACUUUAGCUAAUAAAAAUAUGUAAUAAGAUGGAACUACCAGCGAGACAAACAAAGACGGACCUAAAUCUGAGCGUUAUACGUUCUUUCCUAAUACCUUUUCACUAUUAAUACCAACAAACUGAUUUAGUUUCGUACUCCAUUUGUUGAAUUUGUUACCUUUUUAUAGCUUAGUUUAGUCGAUUAUGCUGCGCUAACUGCGCCCUGUCAUCGUCUGAUUUUUAUAUAACGAGAUAAACAAAUGAACAAGAAAUAUUAGAUGGGAAACGUCUAAAAGGAUUACAAAAAAAAAAAAAAAACAAACAAACAAAAAACAAAAAAAAACAACAACAAAACAGAAAGAAAAAAAACGCAGCCAUGCUCGUGUUGUUAAAUCUGUCCAAGUGUUUUUUUUUUAAAUCCCAAAAUAUAAAAUUGGGGAUUACCAAAGGAAGGCGUGAAGGGGAAAGGCUGGACAAAAGUCCAAGGUGAAAGGUAAUGGAGCAAAGAGGGCGUAGAGGAAGAGGAUAUCAAGAAGGAUGAC
Molecule: messenger RNA, 1868 nt
Organism: Vespa mandarinia (Asian giant hornet)
Lineage: Eukaryota; Metazoa; Arthropoda; Insecta; Hymenoptera; Vespidae
Gene: Galphaq
Product: G protein alpha q subunit
Biological process (GO): adenylate cyclase-modulating G protein-coupled receptor signaling pathway
Cellular component (GO): cytoplasm; heterotrimeric G-protein complex
Molecular function (GO): G-protein beta/gamma-subunit complex binding; guanyl nucleotide binding; G protein-coupled receptor binding
Source: RefSeq, a predicted model, not a curated record